UACAGUUCUCGUUUCACUCUCUUCUUCUUCUUCUUCUCUCCUCUACUACGCUUCUUGUUGUUCUCACCAUAAUAUCAUAAGAAAAGAAAAUGUUUCCUCUGAAAAGUUUCUGUGGGUUAGAGAACAACAGCCCCUUCAACUUAACGGAGGGUGAGGAUUCCAUCAAGACUUUGUCAGAGAAAAAAUCUACGGAAGCCUGUAAGAGUCACAAGGAGGCUGAAAGGAGACGCAGGCAACGUAUCAACGCCCACCUCUCCACUCUCCGCUCUCUCCUCCCCAACACCACCAAGACGGAUAAAGCUUCGUUGCUGGCGGAGGUUGUCCAUCACGUGAGGGAGCUAAGGAGGCAAGUAGAAGACGUAGCGCGACGUGACGUUGACGGUUGCUGCAGUAAAAGCCAACCGGAGCUUGAGUCGUGGCCGUUUCCAGGGGAACGCGACGAGGCGGCUUUGAGCCUUUAUGAUAAGGAAGCGAAGUUGUUGAAGGCGACAGUCUGUUGCGAGGAUAGGCCCGGUUUGAACCACGAUUUAAAUCGGGUGAUCAGGUCUGUUCAGGCUAGGGUGGUUCGGGCUGAGAUGACGACGGUUGGUGGGCGAACCAAGAGCGUUGUGGUGAUGCAGUGGGGCGGCGAUGUCGAGGAGAUUGGGCCCUUGGAACGGGCUUUGAAGGAUGUGGUGGCGAAUCGGGUGUCUGUCCUGGCCCACGGGGAGGGGCGUAAACGGGCUCGGGUUAUUGCGUCGGAUAAUGAAAAUGGUUCUGGGUUUUUGGUUGACAGUGUUUGAUAAUUGAUAUUGUUGAUGUGAUAGAAGUAAAUUAGUACAAUGUACUUAUAUCUUGUAUAGGAAACAAAAUUAAAUGAAAAACGAGGUUAGUCUGAUAUUGUUGCUUGACUGAUAUGUAAAAAAAAAAAAAAUCUUUGUUAAUGUUUGAUUGCAAAUGAAAAAUUGAGAUCUCUUUAUGUA
Theobroma umbraticum is the source of this 962-nucleotide messenger RNA. Its product is annotated as transcription factor bHLH30-like. Gene Ontology annotation, biological process: regulation of DNA-templated transcription. NCBI's taxonomy places the organism in Eukaryota, Viridiplantae, Streptophyta, Magnoliopsida, Malvales, Malvaceae. The record is from RefSeq and is a predicted model, not a curated record. Gene Ontology annotation, molecular function: protein dimerization activity; DNA-binding transcription factor activity.